AUGUCAAGCGCGAGGGGAAGCCUUCGGUUACUGGAGAAAUGUAUAAAUAUGAGGCAACUGAAGCAAGCUCAUGCCCAGAUAGUCUUGGGAGGGCUUGGAGAGAACAGAUUUGCCAUCAGCAGGAUCUUGGCUUUCUGCUCGGACCCAAACAGCGGCUGCGUCGCUCAUGCUCAGGUGCUUUUCCGGCAGACUAAGCAGCCAACGAUAUGCAUCUGCAACACGAUGAUAAAAACGCUCUUGCUGAAGGGAGAGUACACCAGGCUCGCAGACAUUUAUCGUCAAAUUCUGCAUGAUGGGCUUCUCCCAGACAACUAUACGUUUCCUUACAUGCUCAAGGGAUGCGCCCACCUGCGAGACUCUCAGAUCGGAGAACAAGUCCACGGCCACGCAUUGCAACUCGGGUUUGACUUUGAUGUUUUUGUCGGAAACACGCUCAUUCUCAUGUACUCAGCGUGCGGUAAAAUGGAAGACGCACACCAGAUGUUCGACCUUACUCCUCAACGAAAUGCAGCUUCUUGGACGGUCCUAAUCUCCGCAUACUCCAAGCUGGGGGAGGUUGGAGCCGCCCGGGAGCUCUUCGAUCAGUCGCAGGUGAAAGACCGGGGAGUUUGGGGCUGCAUGAUUUCUGGGUAUGUCCAGAAUAACUGUUUCAAAGAGGCCUUAGGCAUGUUCAGAGAUAUGCAACUGGCCGGCGUCAAACCAGACGAGGGUAUCUUUGUGAGCAUCCUCAGUGCUUGUGCCCAACUGGGGGCCCUAGAUCUCGGCACCUGGAUCCACCGUUAUCUGAAACGGGUCGGCUUCACGCUGGGCAUUCGCCUCUCCACUGCCCUCAUAGACAUGUACCUGAAAUCCGGAGACUGGGCCCUUGCCAUCAAGCUGUUCGCCAAUAUGCCGCAGAGGGACGUCAUCUCCUGGAACGUGAUGAUCAUCGGCUUGGCGACGCACGGAGACGGCCGAGGGGCACUCGAGCUGUUCGCUCAGAUGCAGAGAGAAGGAUUUUCCCCAGACGAGACCACCUUCCUCGCUGUCUUAUCUGCUUGCUCUCACUCGGGUCUGGUCUCAGAAGGCCUCCGGGAAUUUAAAAGCAUGAAGGCGGUGCACGGAAUCGAACCCAGAGGAGAACAUUACGGCUGCGUGGUGGACUUCCUCUCCCGUGCCGGGCUGUUCAACGAGGCCCAAGGGAUCAUCGCCAUGAUGCCCACUUCGAGCAGCCCCUCGGAGAAGGCGGUGGCAUGGAGGGCUCUACUGAGCGCCUGCUGGCGGCACGGAGAAGAACAGUUGGCGGAACUCGCCGCUCGUUGUCUACUGCAGCUGGAGGAUCACAGCGGAGCGUACGUCCUCCUCUCGAACGUCUACAGGAGGAGCGGCCGGCACGGAGUCGCCGAGGGAGUGAAGAAACUGAUGUGGGGCCGAGGAGUGGCCAAGCCUCCAGGCUGCAGCUCCGUAGAAAUCGGCGGAUCUGUUCACGAGUUCGUCGCCGGCGAGAGGGUCCACCGGCAGAUGAGCCAGGUGUAUGAGGUCUUGCAUGCGAUGAGCCAUCACAUGGACGACAAUGGUGCCACAUGCACAUCUGAUGAAACAAUCCUGUGA
Spirodela intermedia is the source of this 1590-nucleotide messenger RNA. The record is from the annotation of a GenBank genome assembly. Lineage: Eukaryota; Viridiplantae; Streptophyta; Magnoliopsida; Alismatales; Araceae.